AGGAGACUAAUCCAGAAACCUCUCUCUCUCUCUCUCUCUCUCCACGCCUGCACCCUCCACCAUGAAGGUCUCUGUGGCACUUCUGUGCCUGGUGCUCACAGCAGCCACCGUCAGCUCCCAGGAGCAGGCUCAGCCAGGUGCACCGCUGAUGCCCAUCACCUGCUGCUUUAGCACUAUCAACAGGAGGAUCCCCAUCCAGAAGCUGCAGAGCUACACAAUCACCAGCACCCAAUGUCCAAAAGUAGCGGUGAUUUUCAAGACCAAACGGGGUAAGAUGAUCUGUGCUGACCCCAGUGAGAACUGGGUCAAGGAUUCUAUGACGCUCCUGAACCAAAACUCUCAAACUCCGAAGCCUUGAACCCUCCCACAUGGCCUGAGAGUCGUCAAAGCCUGAAGAUAAACCUCUGUGUAUUUUCCCCAGGGGCAGUGUGACAGUAUUUUACCCUAAUAGAUGAAAAGAGGUGCUUUGCUUAUUAAUUCAAAACACAAUAAUUCUUGAUCAUAUUUAAGUCAAUUAUAUUUUGACUUAAUACGCCAAAUAAAGUGAAAGUAAAA
Messenger RNA from Ictidomys tridecemlineatus (thirteen-lined ground squirrel), 555 nucleotides. Its product is annotated as C-C motif chemokine 8. Gene Ontology annotation, biological process: eosinophil chemotaxis; antimicrobial humoral immune response mediated by antimicrobial peptide; chemokine-mediated signaling pathway. Gene Ontology annotation, molecular function: CCR chemokine receptor binding; chemokine activity. Lineage: Eukaryota; Metazoa; Chordata; Mammalia; Rodentia; Sciuridae. Gene Ontology annotation, cellular component: extracellular region. The record is from RefSeq and is a predicted model, not a curated record.